Messenger RNA from Frieseomelitta varia, 6231 nucleotides. RefSeq names its product protein expanded-like. Gene Ontology annotation, biological process: positive regulation of hippo signaling. The coding region runs from base 582 to 4565 and encodes 1327 amino acids. NCBI's taxonomy places the organism in Eukaryota, Metazoa, Arthropoda, Insecta, Hymenoptera, Apidae. The record is from RefSeq and is a predicted model, not a curated record. Gene Ontology annotation, cellular component: cytoplasmic side of apical plasma membrane; cytoskeleton. The transcript is spliced from 13 exons.
UCGACGUGUGCCGCUAGUCAGUCAGUCGUCGGCCGCCGGCGCAGUACGUUGUGUUGGUGCUUUAUCGAACCUUGUAAGUUUCGUUUUACAGAACUGUGCUCCAAAUUUCUACAAGCUUGCACAUCUAACAAUUAUCAGAGAAGUUGGCGAAUUCUUUGCGAAUGAGAAUGCCAUUCGUGGUAACGUCAGAAUGCGUUUUCCCGCUGUUCGAUUAACGUGCGAGAGAGGGAAAGAGGAAUUCGUUUCACCCGCGUUGAAGUUCACGUGAGAUCACUGAAUCUCGUGUAAGCGGCGGCAAACGUGCGAUCUGUGUUGUGUUGUGCAUUUUAUAGUAUCCUUACGUAAAAAGUGUUUACUCAUUACGAUCACCUGUUACGCGUCCAAACCGGGCCCCCUGUGUGUUACGUUGGAUUAACCGGAUUAUGUGCAUCAUCGGGAUGUUCUUUUUGCUGACAUAAAUCAUUGGAAGCUAGGAACGAAAAGAGAGGUGCACCUGUGUGAAGCCGGAGGCGGAGGAUUCGGGGAACGGGAGAAUCUAGUGAGGACGCUGGGCGUAGCGGCGACGAAAUGAAGCAUGCAGCAUGCGUGGUAGCGGUGUCACGGCUGCGCGGUCCUGCCAACAACCCCUGGUGUCCGCCAGCCGCUAUCUCGCCGUUCAAAUCCUUCCUGGUGAUUCUCUUUCUUUCAUCGUUGAGGUGAAGUCGAGAGUGAAGGAGGUAUACGACCAAACAUGCGUGCUUCUCAGCCAGCAGGGCAUGCGAGACUGCGAACUGUUCGGCCUGGCAAUACUGUGCGACGGCGAGUAUCUGUUCGUCGAUCACGAGAAUAAAUUAACCAAAUACGCGCCGAAAAACUGGCGGAAUUCUCAUACAUACGGCUUAGACAGCAGCGGGAGACCAGUUUUCGUCUUCUACUUACGCGUUCGCUACUACGUCGACACGCCGUUGCUCUUAAGCGAUGAAACGACGCGCCACCAUUAUUACCUGCAAUUGCGCGACAAUGUCGUCAGGCACGGCGGCGGGGUGGAGAGCCUCCAUUCUCACCAUCCCUUACACGAACCGUCUAUCGUCACGCCGUUGCUCACACUCGCCGGUCUUGCCCUACAAGCCGAUCUUGGCGACUUCUCCGAGGAACGGCAUAAGCCACACGCAGGAUCUGUCGGAUACUGCAAGCCCGCCGAUUACCUACCGUCACACAUGUGCCUCGAGUCGGAUGUGCUCACGGUGCUCGCGGCACAGCACAGGGACAACCAAGGUUUAUCGAGGGAGGAGGCAGAGCUGCAAUACAUCCGGGAGGCGGUGCUGUUGGAGGCGCCGCUCAACGCUCAUCUCUAUCGGUUACGAAGAAGCAAGAACGAGGCAGGCCCAGGACGCAUAUUCCUGGCGAUUUGCGAUCGCGGGGUGCGAGUCUACACCGAGGAGGAAAAGCCUCGGGUCUUCGCCUGGAACAAUAUCGGCAAACUCUGCUUCGACCGGAAGAAGUUUGAGAUACGGGCAGUCGAUCAGCCGGACAAGCUCACCCUCUACAGUGGAUGCGAUGAAAAAAGCAAGCUGCUUCUGGGACUCUGUCGAGAUACCCAUCAGUUCACCAUGGCCAUAGCACCUAGAGUAAACGAGGUGAAAAGGCGAGAGGAGGAAGAGAGGAAGGUACUUCGCGACUGCUACAUGUAUCCUGCCCGAUACAAGCUGAGUUUAACGGCACGUGGGGCGUGCGGUGACCAACGAAUUUCUGUUAUCUCGAGCACGUCGUCCAAUACGACUUCUGGAAUUGUCAGCGACCGGGUUCACAGCGAGGACGAGCCAGAUAUGGCGCCCGCCUCGACCGAAUGUUUGCCACGUCUUACUGAGAGCACUUCGUACCCCGGUGCUCAGUGCGGCGUUGUGAACGGCGCGAACGCGGACAACGAGGAUCGUUCCAUGCCGUCCUCGCCAGUCUCCACCGUCGAUGAGGUCGACGGUACAGACAGCACACCCACAACUGUUACGUUGCGAUUGGCAUCGAGCGUGGUCACGGCUGCUGAGGGGUCACAAUGUAGCAGCAGCUGCAGCACGGUCGUGGUUGUGAGUGCACCUGCUGGUGGACCGCCGCGAAUGCGGCGCACAUCCGCGACUUCCAGUCUGGAACUCGGUUACUCGCAUACGGCACAGAAUUCAGCAGUUUCGUCGGAAACUGCUAGCUUUCCAGGCGCCAUUUAUGAUAGAUGCAAAAAAGGUGGCAAAUACGCAGGCACUGAUAUUGCAAGCGAGACCAGCGGAGUAUAUACUCUCAGGAGUAGCGAGAUACAGGAUGAAAGAAUGGCAGAUCUAUAUUCACCAACCGGUGACGCGAACGGAUCUUCCACGGCGAGCGACGUGUGUGCCUUAAGUUCCGUCCAGUCAACGACCGACGAGGCGUCCGUAACGUCCGGUUUUUCUACCAUACCCAGUGGCCUUAGAUCCGAAACGAGCGACGUUUACACGGAAGAUGUUGGCGCGGAGGAUCAGGAACCAAUUUACAGCGUCUGCAAAGGUGACGAGGACGUUGGUAACGUGGUGUCGACCAUAACGGCAGCUCUGGAUCAGCAGCUGGAGGACUCUAGAUCACGUAGCAACAGCAUACUCAGCGUAGGAAGCUUCAGAGGCGACGGGAGUGAUCCUUCCAACGUCGGGCCUCUGCUGUCAGCCAACGAGCUUUCCGACUUGAUAGUCGGGCGUUAUCCUCCUCGGAAAACCAUCAGCAACUCCAUGGAUUCCGAUUGCGAUUACGUUACCAUGCCUCCGCCACCUCCGCCGCCAAGAACUGACAGCGACAGGCAACUUCCACCACCACCUCCUUACCCAGCGAGCAUGGACUACGCAACGAUAAACUCGACGCGGCCCAACAUAUCCGACAUCGAGAGGGAACCGCCGCCUCCGCCACCGUACAACGCCACUCGCAGCGAGUUUGUACCUCUACCGCCGCGACGGACCGAUCCACCGCCACCGCCACCUUACACCUCGCCCAGAGAAAGAAUUCAGAUACCACCGCCCACGCCUCCGAGAAACGACGCGAUAACGCCCAGAGAACCACCGCCGCCGCCGCCGUAUCCGGAGGUGUCGGAGGUCACUCGACAGGAAGCAAUCUCCAAGCUGUAUCCAGCCACCAGCGAGGAGAUCGUGUCAAGGGUCGUGACGUCGACGAAGAUACAAACUAGCUUGGCGAACAGCAUGAUGAACGCCACUCUGGCAGCUUCGAAGACAAUCAGCGGCAGCCAAGCGAACGUGAACGUGGACGUUGCUACAAUCGCCCCGAAACCGCCACCCAGAAUUCAACCACCCACAUAUCCCGGUGACAAAAUGAAACCCACGCCGGUCCAUGCUCCCGUAGCGGCUCUUGUCGUUGGACCGAACAAUUACCUGGAUGUGCACGCUUCACGAGGUGGUCCGGUCUUGUUGCCUUACUUAACACCACCGCCGCCCCCGCCACCCCCUCCACCACCCAUGGUACAUCCCAGACAACCUCCGCCGCCACCGCCCAGCUUGGCUACCGUUUACACGAGUCAAGUUGCGAGGUCGCAGAUCGAACAGUACAAGCAGCAACUAUACUCAGACGUCGAUUACGUGAUGUUCCCUUUGAAGGAUCCCGCGGUGUCGAAGCAAGAGUACAUCGACGCGAAGCAGGGAUCGCUUCUGGCUGCCAUGGCCGCCUAUCCUCCCCCGCCUUAUCCCUCUUUUAACAAUAAAUCGUUAGUAAUGUAUCGUAGCACACCGUACCUUCCUGGCUCCUCGUUCUCGUCACCCACGAAAUACGCUUCGAAUCAAAACCUUAGUAGCAGCGACACGAGCUCUAACAAUUACUUACCGCAUAGUAACCUGAGCAGCCACUACGCUGCUAGUACAAGCUCACUAUAUAGCGGAGCUACUUGUUCGUCGGCAGGAAGUCAGAGUCUUAGACGCGAACCGCCAGCCCCAGCUCAUCCGCACACGCUGCACGCGUUCUCCAGGACGAGAAGCGACGAGAACAUAUUGAAGUGUUUCGACUCGCCUUCCAGCAACAAGCUGCAGUCGCUACCGCAGUUCAAGCAUCGCCGACUUCCGCCACCUCCGCCGCCGCCGCCUUACGAGAUACAGAACCUCGAGAAGAAUCAACCACUUCCAUCCGCCUCUUCAUCGUCUUCUUCGCCGAAGAAGACGCCAAAAGCAAUAGCGAUGGAGGAGUGCGAGGAAGGGAAAGAAGACGGAAUGUUGGACAUACGAACGCUUCGCGAGAAGAGUCGUAACCUCGACUUGCCGCUGAUAUCGGCGUUGUGCAACGACCGGUAUCUGUUGAAGCAGACGAAAGCGUUCGUGAUGCCGAAGCAUCCCGCCGAGGCGACCUCCUCGUCGUCCGCGAAGAACGGCACGAGAAGCAGCAGUGGCGGAACAUCCAGCAGAAACAAGUACCCGGUCAGUGGUCUCUCCACCACGCAGAUCACCAAACCUCCGAGGAAAUCAUCGACGAGUACUCACAAACACCCGGCCGAGGUGAAGGGCAACGCUUACAAAGUGACCAACUCGACAGGCGUGUCGGUUGUCAAGAAGGAUCCAACAAGAGCGUCGCAUUCGUAGGACAGAAAGCGGGAAGAAAAAUGGAAAGUGGAGGAAAGAGAGUUGGCAAACUCUUGCAAACGUUAUUCGAAAGUGACCCAUCGAGGACCAAUCGUCUUCUACAUUUGAUCUGCAUCAUUCUUUCUCAAUCAUCUUCGAAUCUCUCGGUUUCUCAGCAUUGUCAUGAAAUUGAAAUUCCACGUCUCUAUUUCUUCUAGUCAGAGUGUAAAAUUGUGUACGAUUGAAAGAAAUUGAAAUAUUGAUAUGUAAAUCAUCGUUUGGCCAUUGAUGGGUUAAGUACGUCGUUAUACCUCGAUCAAACUACAUUCCACGAAACUGUUCGAACCAUUUCCAUGACUGUUAACGCUCUGCCCUUGAAAUAUAUAUCGGGCAGCAAUAAGCGCGAGGAAUAAGGUUGUCUCGACACCUUUUAAGUACUUAAAUAGCGUUUCUACACAAACCGUGCUUCUUCAACUCAGGGUGCCAUGUUUUAUCGUUUACGAUUCUCCUGCUCGUCGCGAAUACUCGAAGAAGGAAAGGAAAGGAAACGAAUGUCCGACGACAGAUCAGACCUUCGCGAGUGUUUGAAAGGACACACCGUUGCGAAGCUGUCUGUUAAUGUAAUAUCUCUCUUCUUCUCUAAUUCUCUCGCUCUCGUGAUCUCUCUUUGAUACUCCUGGAAAAUUGUACUUCUCCCUCUUGCAGACGAAGCUUGUUUCUUCUCUUUCGUACGUAGAGUAGUUGAAAUACACACACCGAUGAUAAAAGCGUCCAUUCUCAAACCCUCUCUCUCUUUGUUUUUUGCUCAAUUAAGCGUGAAACGAAAAAGGAAAAUCGAAUGCUAUAGAUUUUUUUUUUUAAAUCUUAUUAACGACGGAGGAGCUGGGGAAAAAAACGCUCUUACGUGUAGUUUAUCCGAAACUAGGGUGACGAUUUUCGUAGGUACUACUAAUUACGCGGAUAUUUUUAUACGAAUGGAAACAGGUAUAAUUAUUGUAACUAGCGAGAUAGUACCGUUUCUUUUUUUUCUCUUUCUUUUUUUUUUCUUUUUUUGUGUUUACGAAAGUAAUAUUUAUUACGAUCCAGAUCCAUUCUGGUCUUUAUUUUUUUUUCUACGUUUUUUUUUUUUUCUCGUUUUAAUAACUUCGAUCAGUGUUCGCUUUGUGACACUGUCUCUAUCGAUGCGUUUUCAUGCAUUAUGCGUGUACGUUAACUGUAAGUGUAGUCGUUUAUUUAGGAGAGUUUAAGCGUUAAGUGUACUCGAUGAGGAAACGAAAAAAAAAUAAUAUUGUUCCUUCCUCAGUGACUGGACAUUUGUUAUGGGAGAAAGGUUGAACGAAUCCUUCAAUAACGAGAUAACCGCGAGAACACGCUGUUAAUAGAAAAUGUCUAUACACUGCACUACAGAACGCGCACUAGAAGAUAACACGUGACAAUUAAGAAUUGCGUAAGAUUUGCGUGAAAGUGAAUCAUUCAAACAUAAAUAUCUUUAGACUAUAGCGUAAUGAGUAAUAAUUUUAGUUGUCUAAGUUGACAUAUGUUAAUUAAUAUUAGAUAUUAAUAAUACAACAUGACCCAUGUCUGUACAUAGUAUUUGCGAAAUCAUAGGACUUGUUGUAGUCGGAAACCUCAUGUAUGUACCACACGUCACCUCAGCUAUGAAAUAAUAAACUUUUUUGAUAAUGAA